Molecule: messenger RNA, 1129 nt
Organism: Erinaceus europaeus (western European hedgehog)
Lineage: Eukaryota; Metazoa; Chordata; Mammalia; Eulipotyphla; Erinaceidae
Exons: 6
Coding region: 289-1107 (272 amino acids)
Source: RefSeq, a predicted model, not a curated record
CUGGAAAGCAAAGCAGCCCCUGGAUGCCACCUUGCAGAACAGCGGCGGGAACUGAGGUGGGACAAAGAGAAAUGGAGAGACAUGGGGAUAACAGAGGGAAAGACAGACACCUGCAGACCUGCUUCACUGCUUGUGAAACGACUCCCCUGCAGGACCUACCUGAAGGGAGUCUUAACAAUCCUGGUGUCACCCACUUGAGGGACGGCUACCAGGGGUGGCUAAGAACCUACCUUUGGGUCCUGCAAGCAUGGUGAAGUGUUCUCCACCCAUCAAAUGCACUUUUCAUAAAUGACCCCCUGCCCACGUCACUUUGCUCUCAGAGCUGAGAGAAGGAUGCUCUCCACCAUGAAAGUCCCCAAUAGUGAAGGCCGGAAUAAGAGCCUCAGAGAAGGCAGAAUGACUCAGUUGAGAGGCUGGCUGAGGGAUCAGUCUGCAAGCUUCUGUUGUUGCUGCCGCAGAAGUCCUAGGAGAUCUCUGUCAGGAUACCUGGAGGAGGUGUCUAGCCUCAACUCUGAGACUCUGUCAGAGGGAAAAUGGCCACAGGCAAAGAUGUUCUGCGAGCAGCCGAGGUCCAGGUCUAGUCUGCUGUCCCUGGACACAACUUCAGCAAGCUCUCUGGACGGCCGUGGAGGGACUCCUGCCCAGUCAGCAGAGAGUGGCCUCCCACAGGGCUGCGUGGAGCUUCUGGUGGGGGUGAUCCCUCUGUACAGUGACAUUGUACUCCAUGCGCCCCCCCGGAACCUGGGUGUCCUGGGUACACAGCCUGCAGGUCCAGGGGACAAUGAGAAGGUGCCAUCAGCCCCCUAUUGCCAGCAGGCCCAGGAGCCAGAAUCUUCUGCAAGCGUGGAGCCCUCAGCAACCCUGGAGACAGGGCCCUCAGCCAAGACUGCGGGGACCCCCGAGCCGCAGCCCACACAGGCCCCUCUGGCUCCGAGCUGGGUGCUCAGAGCUACACUCUCAGAAUCAGCUGUGGAGAAGGCCCUGGGCCCUGCUCCCACCCCCGACCUGGCCCUGCCCUCCCUGGGGGACACCUGCAUUGCUUUCCUCAUCUACUGCAUGUUCAUGAGCCCUUUCCUUUAUGGUUUUAUUUCCCUGUUUUUAACUUAAUUCAAAUAAAGUGUUUUUGUGU